Messenger RNA from Spinacia oleracea (spinach), 589 nucleotides. Its product is annotated as plant-specific TFIIB-related protein 1-like. The transcript is spliced from 3 exons. Lineage: Eukaryota; Viridiplantae; Streptophyta; Magnoliopsida; Caryophyllales; Amaranthaceae. The coding region runs from base 1 to 441 and encodes 146 amino acids. The record is from RefSeq and is a predicted model, not a curated record.
AUGGACGAAGCUACGUUGGGGCCCAAGGGGGCCCCGAUCACUGCAGAAAUUUGUAAGGUAACAGGUCUCACUGAGGUCACACUCAGAAAAGUCUAUAAAGAGCUGCUUGAAAACUGGGAUGAUCUUCUACCGUCUAAUUAUACUCCAGUUGUCCCUCCUGAAAAGGCAUUCCCAACUACUACUAUAGCAUCCGGCCGUUCUGUAACCCCUAGAGCCGAACCACCAGAAAUUCCUACUUUAGACCGGGAGAGCAAGCAGCCCAAAACGAAUCAGAUUUCCGAGACAACUCACGUGGACAGGGUCAAGGGAGAGAAUGACAGCAAUACCCCCAGUACAAAAAAGGUCUACACUCCGAGGAUUGCGCCUUAUGCGAGGAAUUUGAUGUGGUUCGUGAGCAAUGGGCUAAGUUUUUUACCAACAAGUAUUUAUUAUUGGCUUUAGCGCGCUUGAUCGAGUUGGUUUAGUUGUUAUAGAAUAAAUUUUAUAUUAAAAUGUAUGUUUAUGUUGAAAUUGGAACAUAUAUUUAAAUGUAAUAUGUGCACUUUGGUUUUGGGAUAUAUAGUAUACAAAACUCCAGUUGUUGUUUUUA